This is a messenger RNA of Arthroderma uncinatum, 2448 nucleotides long. RefSeq names its product Transcription factor. Gene Ontology annotation, molecular function: zinc ion binding; DNA binding. The record is from RefSeq and is a predicted model, not a curated record. The transcript has 3 exons. Lineage: Eukaryota; Fungi; Ascomycota; Eurotiomycetes; Onygenales; Arthrodermataceae. Bases 1 to 2448 code for a protein of 815 amino acids. Gene Ontology annotation, biological process: DNA-templated transcription.
AUGGGCGAUAACGAGGCUUCACACACUCCGGCGACUUCCAACGCUAUGGCCGGCGAAAGCCCACCCCGGCUGCGAGCCGCUUCAGCGUGUGUCGCCUGCAACAAGAAGAAGGUAAGUCGUCUAUACUACGAUGCGCUCUCUGGCGUGUUCGUGCUGGCCGAUAUAGCACUGCUUGCCCCCUUUUUCUCCUUUUUCGUUCUCUGCCAUCGCGCUGUUAAGCUUCCAGCGACUAACCCGAAGGCCGACGGUGCCGGCGUCCCCCCCAGAUUCGCUGUAUAUAUCCGGACGGCGGCCAGCAGUGCUCGAACUGUGCUAGGAAUCACUGGACAUGCUCUAAAAAGUUUUUACGUUGGGCUAAUAAAACACUCUUUUUCCGUCGCAUGUUCAAGACCCCGCGAGCGCAAGCGAAAACGCCGGAAGGUCGCGACGGACACCACCAAGGAAGAACCAGACUCAACUCCCACUGACCAGCUCAGCGUUACGCCUUUACUGCCUCCGUCGCGCUCGCAGUGGGAGUCGGGGUAUCCGGGAUGGGAGCCUCGUCGCUCUAUCCUUGCCGACGGCCAUCCUUCCGGCACAUCGGACUCCUCAGGGGGCCCCGGCUCCACGGCGCCAAAUAAUAAUAACAAUACGAGCCAGACGCCAGCGACCUCAUCAGCGGUGCAAGACGCUGAUGGCAACACCCUGUAUUCGCAAAAUACCCCCAGUUCGGUGCCUGUUCGGCAUCAGCAGCUGGAACCCGGCCCACAUGAGUCGGCUUCGGGGGGUAGUACGACCUUCCUCGGCCGGUCGGAGUAUAUUCGAGGCGAGCUUCCGUUGAACGAAGAUCGAGCGAAGGCCUAUCCCGCCGUGGCCACAGAGAGUUUGAUGGAAGAAGAUAUACAGAUCCUUCAGCUCCAGCAUGCCUUUGAUCUCCCGCCUCGCGCCGUCAGGGAUGGGCUCAUAGAUACCUUCAUGAAACGGUGUGCACCGUGGAUGCCCAUCGUCGAGAGAAGCUGGCUCAUGGAACGUCGUGACAGCCAGCCGUCGAUAUUACUGCUUCAGGCUGUCUUUCUUGCCGCAAGUAGGGUGUCAUCUGCCCCGGCCGUCACAGCCUAUGCAUCGUCUAAUGAAUUUUACCGUCGAGCAAAGGCGCUGUUUUGGUCCGGGUACGAGAAGAAUACCAUCACUGUUAUAACUGCCGUGUGUAUCUUGCACUGGUAUAAUCCCGAGGGGCCAGAACAUGUUUCUAUUAAUACCAGCGGAUUCUGGAAUCGCAUCGGCGUUGGUCUGGCGUAUCAAAUCGGUCUACACAAGGAGCCGCCACCUGGGCGAGAAGCUGCCCUACGACGCAGGCUAUGGUGGACUCUAUAUGCAAGAGAUUGUUUGAUAUCCGCUAGCCAUGGACGACCACGGGCAAUUAACGUAGAGGAUAACGACGUUCGGCCUCUCACGCCCGAGGACUUCUACGGAUGCAGCGCUAACGAUGCCCUAUUUUCCGCACAUGUCGAGAUAUCGGCGCUCCUUGGAGAGGUUACUCAGUGUUGCUGUCGCCGAGCUCUGACGCGACAACGGAGAAUAAGCAUUGAGAAUGCUCUUUAUAGAUGGUCCAGAGAACUACCGGAACAACUCCGUCUCUUCCGCAGAGUCUGUCCAUCAGAAGGGUCGGCAACCUCGAAACUAGUGCUCAUGCCUUAUAACUUCGAAGCACGUCAAUUACACGUCACCUACUUUGUCAUUCUAGCCAUUCUCUACCGCACCUCGUCCCCGGGAAAUACCCCUUCAGCAGCUGCCAUCCUCGCCUCAUCCUUCAUCGCAGGAAUAUUUGAAGAUUUCCUUGCAAGGGACGAAAUUCGCUUCCUUGGCCCCAUCUUCACCUUCUAUCUCCUCGCAUCCGGUGUCGGUCUCGCAUCAUGCUACUCUUACCCCCAUCUCUGGGAACGAGCCCAACAAGACCUCCGGAUAAUCUGUAACUCUCAAAAGGAGCUUUCCAAACGCUGGCCUUCUGCAAUCGGUAGCCUGAAAGCCCUGCAGAGCAUGAUUGAUGAAACUGCAAAGGCCGCUCGGCCCGCAGACAGGCCACAGCCUACACCUCUCACCACCGACCAACAGACUACUUUCUGCGGCUUUGGUACUGAUUUAUGUCGACUGGGAGACGUCAUGCUAGCCAACUAUCCGCAUGAAAUAGGGGACUCGGGCAGGCAGGAAGAUGACCAAUAUGCCAGAACCGUCUCUGAUAUGAUGACUGCGGGUAUACUGGCAGAGCUGAAAACGCCCAUGGACCCCGCCUCGGCCCCCAUCGAUGAGUACCUGCCUCUCGCUUCGGUGAUAGACCAUAAUACGCAGCUGGCAUUUGGAGUGGAAGAGCCGACUUCGAUUAUCCCUGACGAGGUUCUAUACGGGCAGUACGAAGGUAUUGGCAACUGGUUACUUCGUGGCUGGGACUGCAACACCGAAGUCCCAUGGUAA